Molecule: messenger RNA, 3310 nt
Organism: Oryzias latipes (Japanese medaka)
Lineage: Eukaryota; Metazoa; Chordata; Actinopteri; Beloniformes; Adrianichthyidae
Gene: slc25a26
Product: solute carrier family 25 member 26
Biological process (GO): transmembrane transport
Source: RefSeq, a predicted model, not a curated record
CCAAGAUGGCCGCGUCCUUUAGAAGCAUGUUUUGUUUUGGUUUGGAUGAGAAACAAGCAUAAACAUCCUAUUUAAGAACUACGAGCUCUCUGAGGAAGCCCAGAAAGCGGGACAUGGACAGGAGGGAGUUCGUAGCUUCCUUGGUGGCAGGAGGCUGUGCGGGAAUGUGUGUGGAUCUGACCCUCUUCCCCCUGGACACCAUUAAGACGAGACUGCAGAGUCAGCAGGGCUUCCACAAGGCCGGGGGCUUCAGGGGCAUCUACGCUGGGGUCCCAUCUGCUGCUGUCGGUUCCUUCCCCAACGCCGCUGCUUUCUUUGUCACCUAUGAGUGCGCAAAGUCCCUCCUGGGCGCCGGCGGAGCACCUGCAGCCCCACAGGCGGCGCCUGUCACUCACAUGCUGGCCGCCUCCCUCGGAGAAGUCGUGGCUUGUUUGAUCCGGGUGCCCGCAGAGGUUGUCAAACAGAGAACCCAGGCCUCGCCCUCCUCCAGCACCUACAGCACUCUGCUGGCUACACUCAGAGAAGAGGGCGUCCGAGGCUUGUACAGAGGAUAUGGCAGCACGGUUCUCAGAGAGGUCGAGGCGACCCUUGUUAGAAGAGUGAUGACCCUCCUAAGCUUGACCUUCAUCCCUGAUUCCUUUCUCCCUGGUGCAGUUUCCACUUUGGGAAUAUUUAAAGACUCUGUGGUCGCGGAGGCAAGGUCACAUGCUCUCCCCUUGGCAGUCAGCUGUGUGCGGAGCUCUUGCAGGGGCCGUCUCUGCCUUCGUUACCACUCCGCUCGACGUUGCAAAGACCAGGAUCAUGCUAGCAAAGGCGGGGUCGACCACAGCGAGCAGCAGCAUCCCUCUGGUGCUCUACGAUGUGUGGAGGAGCAGAGGCCUGCCAGGUCUGUUUGCAGGCUGCACACCAAGGGUGGCCCUCAUCAGCGUGGGCGGUUUCAUCUUCCUGGGAGCCUAUGAGAGGGUUCGCUGUACCUUGCUGUAGCAGCUCGUCUCCCUCUGGCUGUCCUGAGUCCUGAGCUGUCGCAAGAACUGCAGAAAGAGUCUCAAGAAGCAGAGUCUUCCUCACCUGCAGGGGAGUGUGUGUGCUGCGCUUCCCGCCCUAAGAGCCACAGCAGCUGCUGGUAGUGGUUGGACCGGAGCCUUUAAAAUUAGUUCAACUGAACGGUUAAAAAAACAAAAACUUUCAAUUUCAAAGUCAGCUGUGAUGAUAAUGACUUAGCUUGGUGGUUUCUUUGACUCCCUCAAGAUUCCUCUUCCAUUUACUUUUUUUUUUAGUGUUUUAUCCAUAUUUUUUCUCCUUAUUAGGCCACAACGCUCCAUUGUGUCAUCACUCUGACAUUCUCACUGCUGUAAAACUGACCUCAUCUGUAUUACCUACAAGAGCCUCUGUUUCUGGGACAGCAGGAUUCUCCAACGGCUCAGAUGAAGGAUUUCCAAAUCCAUCAAUGCAAAGAAACAAAUAUUACAUCAACCUUAUCAACAUCAACCCUCUUACUGCUUUGGUUAGGACUUCACCGUAGGUCUUUUGCGUCAUAAGUUGAAUCCAAAAGGCAACAGUUUGACACGUUUGUUAUAGUGUUUGAAAUGAAUGAUUGUUGACUGAAAAAAAAAAGUAAGUUACAUUUCCUUUCAUCAAAAGGCUAAAAAUGAGUUAAAUAUGUCAAAGUGCUGUGACAGCUUGAGUACAGUUAAGAAAAAAAGUGAACUUUCAUGUUCCAUCACCCCAUCUCACUCAUGUCAUUCUUCAAUCAGACCCACUUUGACCUCAAAGUUCAGAAACUACAUUUAGAGACGGGUUGCAGACUCCUGUGAGUUCUGGUUUUAGAAGAAACAGUCUUGUUCUUUUGCUGCUUUUUUUAUUUAUUUCAGCAACACAAGAGGGAAGCAGUGCUGUUCUUGAGGGGUUUCAACGGAGCCAACAUUUGAGCACUUUUUGAAAGCUGUCUUCGGGAAAAUGUCAAAUUCAAACACUGCUACAGGUCAAUCAGUCAUUUAGGACUCCUGCCUGAUGUAUGAGAUGGAGACUCUGGAAUGUAAAGAACUAUUGUGAAAACUGAGCAAUAUUUUGCGUUAAAGACCCUCUCCGAUGAAAUCCAUGCUGUUGGUGUUUUGACAUGUUCUUGUGGCAUUUUUCUCAUGAUGGAUAAAAUUUAUACAGAAAAUGAAGCUGGAAUUUCAAUUUCUGAGUAUUUUCAAAUUGUUGUGAAUCCAGACCAGAUGAAAAAAUGAGGGAAAAAUCUUGUAGCAGUGAGGUAGAAACUUCCAGCUCCGCCCCAAACUGUUUCCUUGUAGACAUUUGUAGACAAUAGGUUCAUGCAGGUCUUGGUUUUCCUCGUCUGAGCUGGUAUUUGACUCAAAACUGUACGGCUGGAUAGCUGCAAUGUUGCUCGCCAUUUUUGUUGCAGUAACGGGGAAAGGAAAGGGGGUGGGGUUGCUCCGUGCCAAUGAUUCCGCCCACAACUCUGAGGCAAAUUUUUAAUGAACUCCUGCCACUCUGCAGAAACUAUGUCCAAGAAAAACCAAUUGAUUUCAUUUUGGCUCAAACGGGCAUGAUCAGUUCUACAGGACCACUGGGAAGGAUUUCUAAUAGAUCAAAAGAUGAUUGGAGUGGGUCUUUUUGCAGAUACUAAGUUGUUAUUCUUUAAAUAAAGCAUAAUGCAAAUAAAAUAACAUUUUGAUUACACGUUCAUAUUCCUUAAUGCACCAUGCAAAUGUCACUGAAUUUGUUUGCCUUAAUCAUUGGGUUUUAAUUUUUGACUUGAUCACAGUUUAGUUUCAAAUGUGGCAAUUCGUGCUUUUUUCGACUCCUGGAAACUAAAUUAAGAAUGCUUUGAGACAACUUUAAGACUACCUUGGGAAAAUCACAAACUUAAAUAAUCAGAAAAAAAAGUUUAGUUAUAAACAAUUUUACAGUUUGUUCAGAUUGAGUGAUCUGAAACUUAAGGCCUUCAAAUCUAGCAUUGUCCUUUUCUGCGACAUCUCGACUAGUUGGGAGCAACAAAACUACUGAAAAAUGCACAAAACCGGAAUAGGGUCUGGAGUACUGGAUGGAUGGGAUGUUGCACCAACUCAAUGUAUUUGUUCAAAUCUGCCUGCUGUUUCCAAACUCAGUUUUCAGUUUUCUAAAUGUCCUGAGGGUUUUGCACAACCAGAACAUCAGGUGUUGAUUUGUGCCUCCAGUCACUUUUGUGUGAUCUUACAUUCCUUGCUAUGUUUUUUUUUUAUCAGAAUGAAAUCAUUUCAACUUGUCUUGAAAAAUAUACCAAAAACUUGUGCAACUCUCACAUAAAAGUAGUCUUUUAUAAUUA